Molecule: messenger RNA, 754 nt
Organism: Sinocyclocheilus anshuiensis
Lineage: Eukaryota; Metazoa; Chordata; Actinopteri; Cypriniformes; Cyprinidae
Product: protein FAM107B
Exons: 5
Coding region: 100-555 (151 amino acids)
Source: RefSeq, a predicted model, not a curated record
UGCAUCAAACUGUGGAGCAACCAGCUUUGCCUUUAAAACUGUGUUUGUGCACUUGAGAAGCGUACCGUCCACCUCCUGCUGACAGAUCUGUGCUUCAGUAUGCUGCUGUAUUACAAAACUCAGGUUAUUUCACAAAGAAUGGGACAGAAGAAUCAGAAAACAGAAAGCUCCAGCGGUGCUUCUACUGCAUCCCAGCAGGCUACUGAAGGCCAGGACGAUCUCAUCCGGCCGAAGAAACUGUUCAACCCUGUUUUGGAGUCUUCUAGUCGUAGAGGUUUACAUCGUGAACUGCUAGUCAGCCACAGAUGGGGUCUCCUGCCUGAAGAGAAGCCAGAGCUGAAGCGGGUGCUGGAACAGAGGAGACUGGAGCAGCACAGAGAGAGAGAACAAGCCUCACAUCCGCCAUCUGACCUCGAGCAAGAGCUGCACAAGAGACGCCAGAGACUCCUGGCGUACGAGCAGGAAGAGCUGAGACGCAGAGAGGACCUACAAAACAUGCCAGAGUUUGUUCGAGUGCGGGAAAACCUGAGACACAUCACCGUCACAGGCUACUGAACCAACAGAAGAACUACGAAUACAACAAAACCCAUUUUCUCAAAGAACUGCUUUUUCAGAGGGAAUCAUUAUCAUCAGCAUGAUUCUGUCAUUUUGUGUUGUGCUCUCUCACCGCAACCAAAUCUGAAAUGGCUUUUAAAGUGUGCAAAUGACUUUUUGUAUUACCAUCCAGGGCCCAAAAACUUUUAGAUUAGAGUUC